AUGGCCCAUGGCUACCACAUUUGGCACUCUCUUAUUAUCAGUGGAAGAUUUGUACGUGCUUCAAAGUACAGACAUGUUUAUGGUCAACCAGCGAAGAAGGAGUUGCAAUACGAAAACUUAAGAAUCACUAGUAAUGCGUGGGAUUCUAAUCUAAUCAAGUGUAAUGGAAAGUACAUUUCUGUCAAUUGGAACUCCUCAGGCGGUGGCGCUUUUGCCGUCAUCCCAGUUAAGGAAGUUGGUAAAAUUCCAGAUCAAGUCCCUUUGUUUAGAGGCCAUACUGCACAAGUUUUAGAUACUGAUUUUAGUCCAUUUAACGAUCAUAUUGUCGCGUCUGGCUCUGACGAUGGAAAAAUCGGUAUCUGGGAGAUUCCUGAAGAUUAUGGUCUACAUGAAUACGUCGAUGAGGAGGGAAAUCCCAAGGACCUGAAACCUGUCAGAAUGCUAUCUGGUCAUUCACGGAAGGUUGGCCAUCUAUUGUUCCAUCCUCUUGCCGAAAACAUUCUUGCUUCAUCUUCCUUAGAUUAUACAGUCAAGAUUUGGGACAUCUCUCAAGAAGAGGUGAAGUUUACUUUAAAGCAUCCAGAUAUGGUUACAUCUAUGUCCUUCAGCUAUGAUGGUAAACAUUUGGUGACAGUCUCCCGCGACAAGAAGUUAAGAGUGUGGGAUGUAAGAGCGGAGAAAAUUGUUAGUGAGGGCCCAGCACAUUCCGGUGCCAAGAACCAGAGAGUGGUAUGGUUAGGUGACACCGAUAAAGUUGCUACUACUGGGUUUUCCAGAUUGAGUGAUCGUCAGAUUGGUGUCUGGGAUGCAUUUAAUCUUGAGAAGGGUAAUUUGGGUGGAUUUUAUAACGUUGAUCAAUCUUCUGGUAUUCUAAUGCCAUUCUAUGAUGAUUCGAAUAGGAUUCUAUACGUUGCUGGAAAAGGUGAUGGUAAUAUUCGUUACUUCGAGUUCCAAAACGAUGAAUUAUAUGAGUUAUCGGAGUACCAGUCCACUGAACCUCAGAGAGGUUUUGCAGUAGCUCCAAAAAGAUCUGUAAAUGUGAAGGAGAAUGAAGUGUUGAAGGCUUAUAAAGCUGUAGGUGAACACGCCGUUGAACCGAUUUCUUUCUAUGUGCCUAGAAAGUCCGAGGUUUUCCAAGAUGACAUUUAUCCUGAUGCUCCUUCUAGUAAACCAGCAUUAUCUGCAGCUGAAUGGGUUGAGGGUAAAUCUGUUGAUGGCCCAAUUUUGUUCAAACUCCAAACUUUAUAUGAUGGAAGCGAACCUGAAUUCACAGAUUCCAAGAAACCAGUCAAAGAAUUAACUUCAGAGUCUAAAGAACAGCCAAAAUCUCCAUCUCAAUCUCCAUCUCAAUCCCCAUCCACAGAAGUAAAGCAUGAAGUGAUAAUUCAACUAACGCCUAGUAAUAAAAGUAAGAAAACAUCACCAAGUCCUGCUUCAUCAUCUAGUUCUGGUAGUCCAGCUAGGAAAGAAAUGCCACCAGCAAAAGACACUGGCAAGAACCAAGUAGACGAACUAUUGAGUAAGGAUGCUUCUGUAAACAAGUUGCUGCAAAAGGCUUCUGACUUAGAUGCUGAUAAUGAGGCUGAAAACCCAAGCGAAGAAAGUUCAGUAUGGGACUCUGAGGAUGAAAAGAUCGUGAAAGCAUCACAACAACCAGAAGUUGUUGUGAAGGUGGAAGCUAACACCGAUUCUGAACCUGACAAGGCUGCUGAAGAGGUUCCACAGCAAAAGGAAGAAAAUUCGUCUACAGAAAUUACCUCGAAGGCCUCAGCUUCUUCUAAAGUCGAAAGUACUCCAGAGGCAAAGGUCGAAGCUUCAUCACAGGCUAGCGUGGAAACAAACAUCCGUGUGAACCCUUCUCAGGAAGACAGCGAAGAAAAGCCAUCUUCCAAUCCGAAUACAGGUGGCGCAGCUGGAGCAGCAGCAGCAGCUGGAGCAGCAGCAGCAGCUGGAGCAUCUACGAACAAGUCUCUCAAUUUGAGACAAUCUGUAGAAACAUUAUCUGGAUUAGUUCUAAAGUUGGAAAGCUAUAUUGAUAAAUUAACCGAGGAAAAUACCCGCAAAGAUGAAAUUCUUGCUGCUUUGGAAGCAAAAGUAGAUCGUCUUUUGGAGCAAGGGAAAUAA
Molecule: messenger RNA, 2124 nt
Organism: Kluyveromyces lactis
Lineage: Eukaryota; Fungi; Ascomycota; Saccharomycetes; Saccharomycetales; Saccharomycetaceae
Gene: CRN1
Product: coronin
Exons: 1
Coding region: 1-2124 (707 amino acids)
Biological process (GO): actin filament organization
Molecular function (GO): actin filament binding
Source: RefSeq, a predicted model, not a curated record